Messenger RNA from Archocentrus centrarchus (flier cichlid), 4692 nucleotides. RefSeq names its product forkhead box O6 b (gene foxo6b). Gene Ontology annotation, molecular function: RNA polymerase II cis-regulatory region sequence-specific DNA binding; DNA-binding transcription factor activity, RNA polymerase II-specific. NCBI's taxonomy places the organism in Eukaryota, Metazoa, Chordata, Actinopteri, Cichliformes, Cichlidae. The coding region runs from base 62 to 2266 and encodes 734 amino acids. The record is from RefSeq and is a predicted model, not a curated record. Gene Ontology annotation, biological process: regulation of transcription by RNA polymerase II. The transcript has 2 exons. Gene Ontology annotation, cellular component: nucleus.
UGACAGGCUUUUUUUGUUAUUGUGACCUUGCCCGGUUUUGACAUCUAUUCAGCGGGAGAUCAUGCUGAUGAUGAUGGAGAACAGCGGCAUGGAUGUGCAUCAGGUUGAUAUCGAUUCGGAAUUUGAGCCUCACGGCCGGUCGCGGUCGUGCACCUGGCCGCUGCCGUGUCCGGAAGAUUUCCCUGGGGGAGAAGAGGCGAACCGAGGUCUGGCCCUCGCGUCGGUCAAAGUGGAGCAGUACAACGUGCCCGCGUGCCGGGGCGAGAGAAAAGGCGGCGCGCCGGCGGAGAUCAAGCAUCCAGCCGGCGCCCCGGCCCCGGUCGUGGCCGCUCCUGCCUGCAUGUCCGGGGCAGCGCUCGACGUGGCCGGCCAGCUACGCAAAGCGAAGUCCUCCCGGCGGAACGCGUGGGGAAACCUGUCGUAUGCAGAUCUCAUCACCCGUGCCAUUGAGAGCGCCCCGGAGAAGAGGCUCACCCUGUCCCAGAUAUAUGACUGGAUGGUUCGCUUUGUUCCUUAUUUUAAGGAUAAAGGCGACAGCAACAGUUCAGCCGGAUGGAAGAAUUCUAUCAGACACAAUCUGUCCCUGCACAGUCGCUUCAUCCGGGUGCAAAAUGAAGGGACGGGGAAGAGUUCCUGGUGGAUGCUCAACCCAGAAGGUGGGAAGAUGGGAAAGGGCCCCAGGCGACGUGCAUCUAUAGACAAUGGCACCCGCUAUCUAAAGACCAAGGGCCGCAUCAGCCGGAAGAGAACAGGGGCCAUGGGACUUGGACGGGGACAAGGUCAGGGAGCUGGACCAGCAAUGCAAGGCUCCCCAGAGCAUGGCAGUCCAGCAGCAAAAGGAGGCGUGGGCAUAGGUGGAGAGGAGUAUGACUCUUGGACAGACCUCCAUUCCCGCACCUCAUCUUCUGGUUCCACGCUGAGUGGCUGCCUGUCCCCAAUCCUAGCUGAGGCGGAGGCUGAUGAACCAGAGGAGGGUGGACUUUCUAGUUCAGCUUCGCCACGAAUAUACCCAAGCCCCACUAGCACCCGUUCCCCAGCCUUGGGCACUGGGGGCCACUGCCCCACUGUGGAGUUGCCUCAGCUGACUGACCUUACCGGGGCUAUCAGUCUAGAUGAGAGUGGCUACCCCCAGCCACCACAAAUUAAAUGCAAUGGUUAUCCCUACGUGCCUGGACCCAAGGCAGAGGGCUCCUACUGUGGGCUAAUGUAUGGACAGCCUUCUAUGGGUAUGUUACGGCACCACACUCCCAUGGAGACCAUCCAGGAGAACAAGCCAGUCAGCUUCCAGCGCCCAGUGAGGGGAUACUCAGAGAACAAUGCCCUGCAGAGUCUACUUACUGGAGGUCCUUCAUAUUGCAACAAAGACACAGUGCUGAGCCAGGGACGGGAAACACACACAUUAAUGACACAAGGAACCAAUGGCGUUCACAGCCAACACAGCCACAAUCAGAAUCGCAGCCACAAUCAUAACCAGAACCACAACCAAGAGCAUACUCGCAAUCCAAGUCUACACAAUGACCAUGACCAGAACACAACUCAUCAUCAGAACCACAAUCAGGGUCACAAACACCAAGCCAGCCUUGACUACGGUCACAAGCCCCACCCGUCUCAUGACUAUGGUUCAAGUCAUGAGCACAAUCACAGUAACAAAGUAAAUCCCAGCCAUGAUCACAAUCCUCACUCCACUCAGAGUCACAUGCACAACCACAACCCCCACAACUCUCAUAACCCUAUGCACAGCGGGCCUCACCAUCAGGCUCUGUCUCCAAGAGUGAGCACUGACAUCCUGCAGCCCUACAGUCUCAAGACUUCUAACCACUAUGGACCCCGUCCCCAUCUCCCAACAUCCCCUUCUCUGCCACCUAAUCCUGCCGGCAUCAUGGAUGUUCCCCAGGACCCCUGCCGCCUGGCAUCCGCACCUCACCCCCGCCACCAGCCUUACCCCGGAGCUCACCAUCAGGGUAUGACCGACUCCUGGCACGGGUUCUACCACAACAAUCACCAGUCAGGGAAUGCUGGUUACCAGGGGCAACAGCACAACUCCCAGAGUAGAAUGGCUUCUGACUUGGAGAUGGAGAACGUCCCUAAUAGUCUGGACUGUGAUGUGGACUCUAUCCUGCUCAAUGAUUUUAUGGACACAGAGAACAUGGACUUCAACUUUGAUGGUUCUCUGUCCCAGGGAGUUGGCAUGGGGAUGGGCAUGAGUUUAGGGGCUUUUGCUUGCCCUGCACCUUCACACAGCAACCAGAGCUGGGUGCCAGGGUGAACUCACACCCAGGGGUAUGUAUAGACACAUGACCAGAAAGCUCAUCCACUGGGCUAGGCUGCUGUUGGGCUGUACCCUUGGACUGACUGACUGACUGUGAUUCUGUUUCUCUGAGACAAUAUGUAUUGUCAUUUUGUUUUCUGGGGGCUCCCUACACUCCAAUGUUGUGCUCUCUCUCUUUCUUCUGCCCUGUUUAAAAAGCCUUGUGUCUCCAUAUUGAACCUGCCCCCAAUGAGCCCAGUGCAAAAGCAACACCCCCAUGCCCUUCAGUUUUAUUUUGUUGUGUUUUUAUGCGCUCAAUCUCAUCCUGCCUGUCCCUAAGCUCUCAAGCACUUUACAUCCAUCUUUUCAUUCAGUUGCAGUAACACAAAAACCAGGCAAAGUCACGUUGUGUGUUGGCUUAAGUUUAAUGUAUGCAAUCCACUUUACAGUAUUAUCUCCUCCUACAAAGGAGGUGUUGUUCUUGACUUGAGAACAUGAUCAAACAGCUGCAUAAAUAUCUUCAGUGUAGAGGUGCUCUCAAAUUGGGGGUUAAAAGUCAGGGGGGAUGCUUUGAAGUUUAAAGAAAAAAGGUCUUCAGAAGAAGAGGGAAUUUGCAGGUAAAGAGAUGGAGGUAUAGGAAAGAAGGGAUCUCCAGGGUCAGUGCGACUCCUCUUCUUCCUUGUGGACAGUGGUGUUUCCUUUUGGGUUCAUCACAGGCAUCCAUUAGUCAACCCUCAGCACUGUUCCAUUGAAAUGCAGCGUCCCUUCUUUAAUCUCCAAAGUAAUGCCAGAGUGAUGCAUCACUAUUGCAAAUCUAAUGCGCCAUGCUGUAGUUUUUCAACCUCCCCCCUCUGUCUUCAACUCCGGACACACCGGCUUAAUGUGUUUUGGUGAAAGUGAUGAUUAAACUCACUCUGCACUAAAUGGGGGAGGGAUUGAAAUGGGUGAUGUUUGGGAGGUGGGGGUGGGGUGGUGUUGAGGGGCGAUGAUAGGAGAGGAGAAAUGCAAAUAUUCCCUCUGUGUCUCUUCCUCUCCAUUUUGUGGAUUUAUGUAGCUUUCCGCAUAAUGAAAUAAGCAACGAUCACGGCCUGCUGUACAUCCUGAGGGGCUCUCUGAUUGGCCUGUGCCUCAUUGCCUCAGUGUGGCACCUUCACCGCCUGACCCCAGAACAGCUUACCGAGCAACUGUGGUCAGGCCGGCAUGUUGAUGGAGUUGCUGUCGUCAGACCCCAGGCAACCUUGUCUAAUUCACCAACACCCAGGUUCAAGCCCACUAUGUGCUUUUACUCCUGUGAAUUGUUCACUGAUGAACACCGUCAGCAGAUUACUAUUUGGUGCUAUCUCCUCUUUCCAGGCUCCCUCCUAUCGCGCCGCCCCAUCCCGAGGUUACUCGGAGGGUAAACAAGAGUAAUUAACCGCCAAACAAGAUGGAUGAUUUAUGCAAGUGUGUGUAUUCACUCAUUGGCACAAAGUCAUAAUUCUCUCCACCCCCCACAAAGCACAAGCAGGGCAAAUUUUGAGAGGUGGUACCCAGCAACAAGGUAAAGCGGCUGGCAAGUGCUGUGCUUACAGUGUCCUUCAAGUCCUUCAAGAAUCCUCUUUACAGGCGCUCCCGCCCCAUCCUGGCCAAAGCUUUACUUUGCUGUCGUCUUUUCUUGUGCUUGUUCUGUGAUUGUGCAGUUGUCUGUCCUGUUUCAGUACAACGUGGAUAGGAGCUUUUGUGUGCAUUUUAUUUUCUUCGUUCGCAGUGGGAAAACAGGCAAAGGGUUGAAAUUGCUAGCCCUUGUUCCGGCACCUGUCCUCUUCAAGGUAGAGAGAAUAGGGACAAGAGAGGGAAGGAAGGUAGACAGAUACAGAGAGAUACUGAGAGGGAGGAAAAGAGCUGAAUGAGUAGGCAGGAUCUGUGAGACCGUUAGAGAUUUUCCAGCUCGGUAGCUUUCCCUAGAAUGGGCUGUUUCAAUCAGGCCAAAUGUCAAGUGCUACUCAGCCAGCUCCAGUGAGCUUUGACCAGAAAGCCACUUCUCCCUCGUGAUCAAGGACAAUGACGGGUAUUUCCAUACACAUUUCUUUUGAUUUUUUCAUUUCUUUUCAUGAGUUAAGAUAGCCCAUUGUUUUAAUUCAACUGUAAUUUGUUCUCUGGCCUGUGUGCAAUUGUGUCAAGCUUCUUGUGGGUGUGCGAGUGUGUAUCACAGUGAUGUACAAGAACUGAUUAAGGGAAUAUUAUUGAGAAAUAACUUGCCCUGGUAUUGUCUAUGCCUGGCUGAGUGCAGCAUAUAAUAUAUACAGUUUAUAUUUAUUGGUUAGGGAGCUGGGUCUAUGGAGGACCAGACCCCUCACUUCUUUGUCUUCUUGAUGACAAAGAAGCAGAAUGCUAUUUCAGUUUGACAACAUUUCAUUAUGUACAUAAUCUAUAUUGAGAAAAUUGUAUUAUAAUUUUUUUGCAAA